GGCCCCAUGGAGGAGGCGCUGGCGGGCGCCCCAGGGAGCUUCCUGCACCACAUCCUGGGGCUCGGCCAGGCGCUGCCGGAGGUGGAGCCCCCCUGUGAGGCGCAGCCGGGCGCGGCCAUCCUGCAGGACAGGGCGCGGGAGCAGUGAGUGUCCCCUGGCUCCUCCUGCCUCCCCAGGCACAGGGCGAUGGCUUCCCUGCCUCGUGCCAGAUGCCUGAGGCUCUUCUCCCCUCCCCGUGUGUCUGGAUGUUGGGGGCAACUAGGCCACGUCAUCGUGGCCCUGCCUGUUCCCCUCCCUGGGGUGCUGAGAGCCCCGAGCUGGCGAAUGCUGCGGGGUGAUUGCAGCACCCUCCUCCUCCGCUGCCCCUCGGGGGGGCAGCAAGCUACCGAGUUAAUCAUUGGAGUGGCCUGGGCAGGGCAAGCGGGUGUCAUCUCCCAGGCAUGUGUGGGGAAACCCAGUCCAAGCUCUUGGGAGGAAUAUGCUUUGGCGCCAAGUGACACAUCUUCUCGUUGCAGCGCUUGCCAAGGCAUGCAGUGCUUCUCCCAGGGCGAGUGGGAGAAAGCUGUCCUCUGCUACUCCAAAGCCAUUAACCUGGACCCCCAGCAGGCGGCUGUCUGGCCACGCUCUACACGCAGGUGGAGUUCUACGUGCAGAGAGCAGAAGCUUUUCUCCAGCUCUGCGACUUCCAGUCCGCGGUGCUGAACCUCCGGAAGGCUCAUUCCUUGUCCUCACUGAAGGAGGAGUACCUCAACCGCAUGGCCUUCAUCCUCUGCCUGCAGGGUCAGUGUCUGUUUGACCAGCAGGUCUAUUGGGAUGCUUUGGAGUCCUUCACUCAAGCCUCAGAGCUGCAGCCCAACAAUGUGGUGUAUCACAGGAAAUGUAUUGCCUGCCUUGCUGCCCUGAACAGAUUCUCUGAUUGUCUGCACCUGGUUAACAGAGACCUGGAUCGAGACCCCAAGAACCCAGACCUGUACACCCUGAGAGCCAGGCUCUAUGACCACUUCAACAAGGUUCCUCUGUGCUACCAGGACAUCCAGAAGGCCAUGGUUCUGGAGCCACAGCAUGAGGGAGCUCAGGCACUAAUGCAAAAGCUAUUGAAGCGAGCCCAGAAAGCCAAGGCUGAAGCUGUGAAUAAGGCCCUAAUGGGGGAUCUGGGGGAAGCCAUCCUCAAAAUCAACUUUGCCCUGGAGAACAGCCCCCUGGAAGCUGAGUACUUCAUAUUCAGAGGGACUCUCUAUAGAAGGCUCAAGGAUUUCAAUGCAGCCAUUGAUGAUUACAUAAGGGCUGUGGAACUGGUUGAGGUGGGGGGACCAGCCAGCCUGGAGGUGCAGCACCAGCUCCUGCUCACCUACAAUGACUUUGCAGUUCACUGCUACACCAGGGGCUGCUUUGAAGAGGCACUGCUGCUUCUGAACAAGGCUCUGAAGGCAGAUAAGAAUGAAAAGGGGCUCUAUGUCAACAGAGGAGACUGCCUCUUCCAGCUGGGGGAGCUCUCCUAUGCCUUGGCCGACUACCAGCAGGCACUGGAGCUGAGCCCAUGGGACAUGAGCCUGCAGCGCCGCGUUUCCAUGCUGUUGGACAAGCUGGGGAUGCGAGAACUCAGGAGGAGGCGGUACCAGCAGGCCGAGUCGUACUUCUCCAAUGCCAUUGACUGCGACCCUCGCCUGCCGCGGUACUUUCUGCACCGGGCCAAGAGCCGCAUGGGCCUGCAGGAGGUGAUGGGUGCCAAGGAGGAUGUUGCCAUGGCACUGUUGUUGGACCCUGCAGAUGAGGAGGCCAUGCUGCUUAUCACCAGCCUCUUCCCAGGAAAGUCUGUCCAGAGCAUCUUGAGCAGCAAGGUCGGGGACCUUGCCAGAGCCCUGUUGGAUGCAAAGCUUCAGGCCUGCCCAGCGGACCAGGACCUUGCCAAGGCCCCCUGUUCCCUGGCAGACCUGGAGGAUGAGCUAAAAGAACCAGGCACUGGGAGCGAAGUGGCAGAGCAGCCUGCUAGCAUCCUGUGGCAUGCAGAGAACAGCCUCAGCUCCUGUACAACUGAGCUUGAAUUGUACAGGAAGAGGUUUGCUUCUGGAAGCAGCGCGAGCAGAGUAAGUGCUCCCACUUGGCAAGGGAAGGGGGAGAAGCAGGAAGUGAGUGCCAAGGCCUCAUGGCAUACAGCAACCCAGGGGCCGCAGCCAGCAGAGGUGUACUCAGCCUACCCCUGCCCAGAAUAGACUG
Molecule: messenger RNA, 2214 nt
Organism: Alligator sinensis (Chinese alligator)
Lineage: Eukaryota; Metazoa; Chordata; Crocodylia; Alligatoridae
Gene: TTC16
Product: tetratricopeptide repeat domain 16
Exons: 10
Coding region: 756-2210 (484 amino acids)
Molecular function (GO): protein binding
Source: RefSeq, a predicted model, not a curated record